AUGCUCCGUCCGGGAUUCGCGGCGGCGUCUGCGGCGGGCGCGGCGUGGGCGAGCGAUCCCGCGGAGGCGGACGGGACCGCAGCGCGGGGGGGCGUUUUGGAGGAUGCGGGGACGUAUGACGUGGCACGCAAUGAGAAGUGGGUUUCUGAGGAGAAGGCUCGGCUGCUGACUGUGCAGGGCGGCAAUGUGCCAGGGGGGCUGCUGUUGACACGUGGCAGCUGGCAAUGGGAGGAGAGAGGCCCGUCGCUCUACCGCCUCGUGGGGCGAAUGAGCUUCCACAACAUGAGGCGCAAGCAGGACAUCUUCCUCCCACAUGUGACAGCACGCGUGGCCGUGCUGCUCUCCUCUCACUCCCUCCACGGCAUCUCCUCCCACGUCUCCAUCGCUCCGCGCCAUCCGGAAGGCGCGCCUGUUCCCCGAGCGGACGGGUACUGGCCGGCAUACAUCGUCCGGGCGGGCAAGGGCACAGCCAUGGAGGUCACUGUUGAGAUCCGGGCGGCAGACUCAGAUUCAGCUUCAGGGGACGGUGCAACCCUCUCCCACCUCAAGGCGGCCAGGCUGGACGUGCAUUACCCGGCGUACGGGCCACAUGGCAGCCUGCCAUUGGUGCAGCACGUCAUCCUGGCCCUCGCCUUCCCCCCCUGCCCGCCCCCAUCUGCUCCUCACGCCCCUCAGUGGCGCAGUAUCGCAUCAGGCAUAUCAGUGCUGGCGGUCCCAACACACCUGCUGUGCCACCUGGACGACCCGCUCCUUGUGCUGCGACACUACGCAGCGCCAUAUCUGCAACCGGGCGACGUGGUGACACUUGGCGAGACGCCAUUGGCCAUCAUGCAGGGCGGCUUCCGCCACCCGGACUCCGUGCCCCCGGGCCUUCUUGCCCGCUUGGCGUGCCUCUGCUUCCUGCCCGCCUCCUCGCUCGCCACGGCCUGUGGCAUGCAGGUUCUGAUAGACUUGGUGGGGGUGGUGCGGGUGGUAGUGGCGGUGAUAGUGGCAAUACUGGCGCGGCUGCUGCUGGGGCAGAGGGGGGUGUUUUACCAGCUGGCAGGGUACCAGGCCAGGCUCAUUGAUGACAUCACCUGCACCCUCCCUCCAUACGACCAGUUCAUCACUCUCGGCCCCCUGAGCGUGCACGAGACGGUGAAGGGGUUGAGUGCGAUGCUGGGGUGUGCUGUGGCGGUGGUAGACGUCAACGACCUCAAGAAAGUCAAGAUCCUCGCUGCAUCAGCAGGGGUGGACCAUGGGAGGCUCACAACAGCUCUGCUGCCCAACCCAGCAGGCAAUGCGGAUCAGCAAACCCCAAUUGUCAUCGCGCAAUGUAAGGCACAUUCCUCGCUCACACUCCUCCCCUCCGCGCUCACUGUCUCUGCCCUCCGCGCUCACAUUCCUCUCCUCCGCCCUCACAUUCCUCCCCUCCCAAUCCGCGCUCACAUUUCCUCCCCUGCGCGCUCACAUUCCUCCCCUCCCCUUCCGCGCUCACAUCCCUCGUCUCCGCGCUCACAUUCCCUUCCCUCCCCUCCGCGCUCACAUUCCUCCCCUCCCACUCCGCGCUCACAUUUCCUCCCCUCCGCACUCACAUUCAUCCCCUCCUCGCUCACAUUCCUCUCCUCCGCGCUCACAUUCCUCCCCUCCCUCACCGCGCUCACAUUCCUCCCCUCCCUCACCGCGCUCACAUUCCUCACCUCCCUCACCGCGCUCACAUUCCUCCCCCCCGCAACUUCACAUUCCUCCCCUCCGCGCUCACAUUCCUCCCCUCCGCCCUCACAUUCCUCCCCUCCCCAUCCGCGCUCACAUUUCCUCCCCUGCGCGCUCACAUUCCUCCCCUCCCCUUCCGCGCUCACAUUCCUCCCCUCCCCUUCCGCGCUCACAUUCCUCGUCUCCGCGCUCACAUUCCCUUCCCUCCCCUCCGCGCUCACAUUCCUCCCCUCCCACUCCGCGCUCACAUUCCUCUCCUCCCCCUCCUCGCUCACAUUCCUCUCCUCCCCCUCCUCGCUCACAUUCCUCCCCUCCCCCUCCGCGCUCACAUUUCUCUCCUCCCCCUCCUCGCUCACAUUCCUCUCCUCCCCCUCCUCGCUCACAUUCCUCCCCUCCCCCUCCGCGCUCACAUUUCUCUCCUCCCCCUCCUCGCUCACAUUCCUCUCCUCCCCCUCCGCGCUCACAUUCCAACCGCAACCGCAAUUCCCCUUCCAUCCCAUCUCUCCUCUCCUCAUCUCUCAUCUGCCCCACUUGUCUCCCCUUUGCUCCCCUCUUGACAAACCCUUCUGUCUCACCUCUCAUCAGCCCCACAUCAUCCGCCCCACUUCUCUCCCCUCCGUGCUCCUCCCAUUUGCCCCACUUGUCUCCCCUCCCUGCUCCUCUCAUCCGCCCCACUUCUCUCCCCUCCCUGCUCCUCUCAUCCGCCCCACUUCUCUCACCUCCCCUCUUCCCUCAUCCGUCCCUCCCACCUCUCCUCCCUCCUCCUCUAAUCUGCCCCACUUGUCUCCCCUCCCUGCUCCUCUCAUCCCCCCCACUUCUCUCCCCUCCCUGCUCCUCUCAUCCGCCCCACUUCUCUCACCUCCCCUCUUCCCUCCUCCGUCCCUCCCACCUCUCCUCCCUCCUCCUCUAAUCUGCCCCACUUGUCUCCCCUCCCUGCUCCUCUCAUCCGCCCCACUUCUCUCACCUCCCUGCUCCUCUCAUCCGCCCCACUUCUCUCACCUCCCCUCUUCCCUCCUCCGUCCCUCCCACCUCUCCUCCCUCCUCCUCUAA
Messenger RNA from Closterium sp. Naga37s-1, 2742 nucleotides. Lineage: Eukaryota; Viridiplantae; Streptophyta; Zygnematophyceae; Desmidiales; Closteriaceae. The record is from the annotation of a GenBank genome assembly.